Molecule: messenger RNA, 1689 nt
Organism: Camellia sinensis
Lineage: Eukaryota; Viridiplantae; Streptophyta; Magnoliopsida; Ericales; Theaceae
Source: RefSeq, a predicted model, not a curated record
AUGCUAUUGAGAAAUCUCAAUCAAUCUCAAGGUCUACGUAAUCGGCACCGUCUUAUUGUUGAGAAAAUGGGAGAUAAAGUGAUUGAGCACAAAUUGAAUUACAUCAAGACCCAUCAAGCUGAGUUGCGUGCAGAUCUAUAUCAAGGAAUAGAAGAUGUUGUAGUUGCUGAAGAUGUAGAUGCGUCAGCAGUAGGGAGAAGAUUUGUGUUGCUUUUAUCAUUCUCUGGGGGGCCACAAAUAAAAGUUGAUCUUCCAAGACUAUCGAAUCAAUGUGCAGAAGAUAGACCUGAUACUGUUGCUAGAGUUUUUCAAAUUAAGUUUACACAACUACUAACCAACUUGAAGGAAAAUAAAAUAUUUGGAGAAGUACUUUCAGACAGUGUUGAGCAUAUCCGAAUUGUAAAUGAGGUCGUGCAUACAACAUUUAAAUCUACAUGUGUUGCACUUGGUCUACUCAAUGAUGAUAAUAAAUGGCACGAGGCAUUGGCAGAAGCAUCAAAUUGGGCAUCAACAACAAAACUUCGACAUAUGUAUUGUACAAUGCUCAUGUUUUCUGAUAUAACCAAUCCAGUCAAAUUAUGGGAAUGUCAUUGGAAAAGUUUCACCGAUGAUAUACAAUAUAGAAUUAGAAGAGAUAUGAGAGAUAAUGAUCUACAUCUUGACAAUGAAGACUUAAAAAAGUUAAGACUUCUCAAAAUUGAGCAUAUAUUAAAUAGAAAUGGAAGAUCUCUCAAAGAUUUCCCUCCAAUGCCAUUGCCAUCUUCGCAAGGUGCUCAAUUUGUAACAAAUAGGCUCAUCAUAGAAAAGAUGGAGUACGAUAGUGCUUCAGAAAAACAAUUGUUCAAUGAAUUACAUUAUGGUUUAAAUAGUGAUCAGGUGGAAGUUUAUGACACCAUAAUGAAUGCAUACAAUUUUGGAUCAUCUACAAUUGCGGCUUUGCUGUUACUAGGAGGUAGAACUGUGCAUUCACGCUUUAAAAUUUCAAUUAAUUUGGAUGAAUUCUCAAGUUGUAGUAUUAAUCAACAGACUAAAUUGGAAAAAUUAAUUCAAGAGGCAUCAUUGAUCAUAUGGGAUGAAGCUCCAAUGCACUAUCAUUAUGGAUUUGAGUUCUUGAUUAGAAAUGGAUCACAUGCUUUACAUGAUUUGAUCCAAGCAAUCCAUCCAAAAUUAAGUACUAGAUACAGUGACAGUUCUUACUUGAAAGACUGUGGCAUCUUAGCACCAAAAAAUGCUGAUAUUGGUGAAUUAAAUGUCAUAAUGCUGUCAAUGUUGCCUGGAGAAUCUCGAAAAUACCUAAGUGUAGAUACGAUAUGUCCAGCUGAGGGUGAGAACAUUGACGAAGGCAUGCAUCCACCAGAGUUAUUGCACUCAUUAAAUUUUUCAGGAAUUCCAAGUCAUUGCCUUGAACUCAAAAAGGGAGCGCCUAUAAUGCUAUUGAGAAAUCUCAAUCAAUCUCAAGGUCUACGUAAUGGCACCCGUCUUAUUGUUGAGAAAAUGGGAGAUAAAGUGAUUGAGGCACAAGUGAUUACGGGUUCGAAUAUUGGAGAGGAGUCUUCAUUCCACUUAUAUGUUGCUUUAUCUCGUGUUACUGCACCAUCAAGCUUGAAGAUAUUGAUUGUUAAUAAAGUUGACCAACCGUCAAAUUACACAAAAAAUGUUGUAUAUUGUGAUAUCCUUAAUGGCAUUUGA